AUGCCCCAGAAAAACGGCGGAGAAACACUCACGCCAGAGGAGCUGCAACUACGCGUCAAGCAGGGUCUACAAAAAAGAAAGAAAUGUGCGCUGUGUCUUCAAGUGUUUUAUGUGAAUGAGUUACCUGGGGCUAUCACCCAUAAGUCUAUACUUGAGCUGCGCCGAAAAUGGGGCCUUGAUGUGCGCCGAGGCGAUCGGAUGCCCCCGCCAUCUCAAUUAUACAAGAGGGAAGAGUUAUGUGUAUUCUGUAUGCAGUUCUUUGACUCAAGUGGAGCCGUGCAGGCACAACAACAAUUACUAGCUUCUACACGUGGUGGAGUGCCAGCUCGCUUGGCUUUGCGUUAG
This is a messenger RNA of Trypanosoma cruzi, 345 nucleotides long. RefSeq lists its product as uncharacterized. The coding region runs from base 1 to 345 and encodes 114 amino acids. NCBI's taxonomy places the organism in Eukaryota, Euglenozoa, Kinetoplastea, Trypanosomatida, Trypanosomatidae. The record is from RefSeq and is a predicted model, not a curated record. The transcript has a single exon.